Messenger RNA from Myotis daubentonii (Daubenton's bat), 4185 nucleotides. RefSeq names its product intraflagellar transport 56 (gene IFT56). The record is from RefSeq and is a predicted model, not a curated record. Lineage: Eukaryota; Metazoa; Chordata; Mammalia; Chiroptera; Vespertilionidae. Gene Ontology annotation, molecular function: intraciliary transport particle B binding; protein binding. Gene Ontology annotation, cellular component: ciliary basal body; ciliary base; intraciliary transport particle B. Gene Ontology annotation, biological process: intraciliary anterograde transport; intraciliary transport involved in cilium assembly.
CACCCCCCGCGCGGUUGCCGUGGAGACCGAGCGAGCUGUGGAUGCGGAGAAGCGCAGAGGCUUGGCCUUCGCCGUCUGCCUGUCCAGGGGACUCACAGGACCGACGCCAACAUGAUGCUCUCACGGGCCAAACCUGCUGUAGGCGGGGACCUCCCCCACACGGACAAAAGGAAGAAGAAGGGCAGGAAGAUGCCAAAGCUGGAGGAGCUCCUGUCACAGAGAGAUUUCACCGGAGCCAUCACCCUGUUGGAGUUCAAACGUCAUGUUGGGGAACAAGAAGAGGAUACUAAUUUGUGGAUUGGAUACUGUGCUUUUCACCUGGGUGACUACAAGAGAGCUUUGGAGGAAUAUGAAAAUGUGACAAAAGAGGAAAAUUGCAAUCCUGAAGUCUGGGUGAAUCUAGCCUGUACCUACUUUUUUCUUGGAAUGUAUAAGCAAGCUGAAGCUGCUGGAUUCAAAGCUCCAAAAAGCCGACUUCAAAACCGCCUCCUCUUUCAUUUGGCUCACAAGUUUAAUGAUGAGAAGAAGUUGAUGAACUUCCAUCAGAAUCUUCAGGACAUCACAGAAGAUCAGCUCAGUUUGGCCUCAAUCCACUAUAUGCGAUCUCACUACCAAGAAGCUAUUGAUAUUUAUAAGCGAAUUCUGCUAGAUAACAGGGAAUACCUUGCCCUUAAUGUUUAUGUGGCUCUGUGUUACUACAAGUUGGAUUACUAUGAUGUGUCUCAAGAAGUUCUGGCUGUUUACCUUCAGCAAAUUCCUGAUAGCACCAUCGCACUCAAUCUUAAGGCCUGUAAUCAUUUUCGUCUUUACAAUGGCAAAGCAGCUGAGGUUGUCUUCCGAGGAGGUGAAGGGGCUUUGCAGGUUUUGCCUCCCCUGGUUGAUGUCAUUCCUGAAGCAAGGCUAAACUUAGUGAUUUACUACCUUCGUCAAGAUGAUGUACAAGAAGCUUAUAACUUAAUCAAGGAUCUGGAACCUGCUACUCCUCAGGAGUAUAUCCUCAAAGGAGUGGUCAAUGCAGCCCUUGGCCAGGAAAUGGGAUCGAGGGAUCAUAUGAAAAUUGCCCAGCAGUUCUUCCAGUUGGUGGGAGGAUCAGCUAGUGAAUGUGAUACAAUACCAGGGAGACAGUGCAUGGCGUCCUGUUUCUUCCUGCUCAAGCAAUUUGAUGAUGUCCUGAUUUACCUCAACUCAUUUAAGAGUUACUUCUAUAAUGAUGACAUCUUUAACUUUAAUUAUGCACAAGCCAAAGCUGCAACAGGCAAUACCAGUGAGGGUGAAGAGGUUUUCCUUUUAAUACAAAGUGAGAAGUUAAAAAAUGAUUACAUUUACCUCAGUUGGUUAGCUCGAUGCUAUAUAAUGAAUAAGAAACCAAGACUAGCCUGGGAACUUUAUCUCAAGAUGGAAACCUCUGGCGAGUCCUUUAGCCUCUUACAGCUCAUUGCUAAUGACUGCUACAAGAUGGGCCAGUUUUACUAUUCCGCCAAAGCCUUUGAUGUCCUAGAGAGGCUGGAUCCUAACCCUGAAUAUUGGGAAGGCAAGAGGGGGGCCUGUGUGGGCAUUUUCCAGAUGAUCUUAGCUGGGCGAGAACCCAAAGAGACCCUUCGAGAAGUGCUCCAUCUACUGAGAAGCACGGGUAACACCCAAGUAGAGUACAUCAUCCGGAUCAUGAAGAAAUGGGCCAAAGAGAACAGGGUGCCUGUCUGACGUCCCUCCGGAGCCUAGGGAACCAGUCACUGCUUUGACAGGAAAUUGGGAAUCAUUUUCCUUGAAUUUAAUGUAAGAUGCAGGACUCUAUUUUAUUGACGUUUUCCUUCCUUGUUCUUCAAGCCACAAGACUAGUGACUGCUUAGACUUGCCUCCUGGCUGAACCAAGUGCCAUAGUCUGUGCUGUGGCCCCUGUGUGAUCUAACCCGCAAUAAGACUUUGAACUUAUCUGGUGCCUUUCUUCCAAAAAUACUCAGAAUACUGUCAUGUAAUUUACUGACUUUAAGGAGAACAGCAUAGCUUUGUUCUUACAUUUACAUUCUAUGGCGUUUUCUCCAAGCUGCAAUACAAAUGUCAUUAAUGCUCAAGAGUCACCAUCAUCCUAUUAUCUUAUUUUCAGCUGUCUCUGUACACUACCCCUUGUUACUGGGGAAUUCCAUAAAGAGUUUUGUAAUGGGUCUCUGAAUCUUGGGAGAACAGAAGUUAAAAUAGCUAGAUGAUUCUAAGAAUGUCAGUAAGAACCUUUAUCAAGCUGCCCGUUCAUUAAUAGAUAAUAGGCUUCGGGGUUAAUCUUUCAGUAACUGAAUUCUCGAUGAUAAUAACAUGUUGCAGUGGACUAACAUUGCAGUUUUUUAAAAGGUGAGUGCUAUGAAAAAAAUCUGUUAAGGAACUCUCAUUUGUCAUUUCUUCAUUAUAUUUUAGGUAACAAAACAGGUUAGGUUUUCCCUUCGUGUAUCUUGCUGAAUAAACAUCAAUUUUGAAAGUAGGGCUGCAAAGGCUAUGUGUGUGCAUUACGGCCAUGUAUCAAUGUAAUGAUGUAGAACAUGGGUGUGUAGAGCCCUUUGAGGGAUUUCCUAAUGGCUGGGCUCUAUCCUAAGUAAUAUCCCAGCUCCAUGUUCUGAGCUUUCUCCACGUAAACCUAUUAUACAAGUGAGCAUUCUUAGGCUAUUUUCAGAAAAUAGACCUGCAUAUUUUUAUGUACCGGAUUACCUUUGUUUCUACACCAUAUUUUUUUCUUUGAGUUUAAGGCACCCAGUAUUACAGGUGUAGGAAGUGCAGAGCCGUCUCUAUGGAUGAAGAAGGUGUAUAGACUAGAGAUGGGAACAUGGAAGGAGUCAAAGCAGCCAAAGAGAGAUGAUCCAAGACCUCAGAUACUUCUGAACAGUUGCAAAGGUUCUUUCAGCUCUACUCAGGAAGAUGACCAGUUUUCUUGUCUUUUAUCUUAGACCCAGAUCUAAGCAGUUCAGAGCACAAAUAAAGGAACUGGCCUGAAUAACUGAAUUUUAGAAAAAAAAGUUACCUCCUUUUCAUAUGAUAAAGCUCCUGUUUCCUCAAUACGUUGUUCCUACAUUUUUAAUAAUUGGUUUUCAGCAUCCAAAGUACUAGGUGCAUCAGAUCUGAGAAGAACCCACUAUAAUUUUUAGAAUCCUUCUUGUUAUUCUUAAAAGAUUAGGAAAAGUAAUAGUGGAAAAAAGAUGGAACUCCUCAGUGGCUUUUGGCGAUGAAAUGUGCCUUCUAGUUAAUUGCUGUUAUUUUCAAAUUCCCUAUAUUUGAAAAGCUUUCCCACUGAUGGUGAUUUACUUUUAAAUGAGCUUUUAUUGAAUUUAAUACUUCUCCCUGUGUUUUUCUGUCUUUUUUGGGGGGUAGGAUCUGAUAUUCCAAAAAUAGCAAUUCCCAGAAUUUUAAACUAAUUCUUAAAAAGUUUUCAAUCUAUAGAAUUGAACAAAAACCAAACAAAACCAAAAACCAUAAAGACUAGUUUAGGAAAGAUACCAUCCAGUUCCGCCAUUCAGGAUAACUACUUCUAAAAGGUCUUGAUAUGGUCUGAAGACUGCAGAGUGGUUUGCACAACUGCUUUUCUCCAUGUGACGAUACAGGAGAAAGGUAGGUCCAGGCCUAGGAAUGUUGUAUAACGUGUGCAGUUCAUAGCAUCUGAAAGGUUAGCAUGGUUGUGGUGCACGGGCAGGCUAAAUAGCCAUCUCAGAUGGUGGAAAAAGAAGAAUUGAAUUUAUUUAAGGAAAGGGGUUGGGGGAUGGGGGGUGGGAUAUCCUAAGGGAAGGGCUACACAGCACCAAGCCAAGGGACAUUGGGGCGAUGAUGGCAACACUCAGGAGCUGGAGUUCAUCCUUAUAUGCAGUCACUGGCGGGAAGCUCUUGUCGUCAGUGGGUUUGGGGGCUGAAUCGGUGGGCUUGGAAUGUGGAUGGAAUGCAGGUGUGCGAUCAGGUGUCUUCAGGACAGUUUCAGUUCCUUUUAUGGUCUGAUUCCUGGUGUCAAGCAAGUUUGUCCCCCUCCCUGGUCUCUGUUCUCAAAUGGCCGUUAAGUAUCAUAUAGCCCUAACAGCAUCCAGGUAGUAUUUAUAGUCUGCAGAAGAUAUUACUUGCAAAUGUAAAAAAAAAAUUACAAUUAUUUUUGUACUUCAAAAUAAUAAUUGUACUGUAACAUAUUAAAAUUAAAGUUUAUUAUUUCGUUCUUAUUAUGAUAUU